AUUGUUUCACUCUCUCGCUCGCCAACCUCACUAAACUUUCCCGGGAAAAUAAAAUAGAAAAUUCAGCUCCUGGGUUUUUACGGUUUGCGAAAAUGUCUCAGACGGGGAAAUUGAUGCCGAAUCUGGACCAACAAAGCACCAAAAUGCUAAAUCUAACUGUCCUCCAGCGAAUCGAUCCUUUCAUUGAAGAGAUUUUGAUCACGGCCGCUCACGUCACCUUCUACGAGUUCAACAUCGAGAGCAAUCAAUGGAGUCGCAAGGAUGUUGAAGGAUCUCUUUUUGUGGUUAAACGGAAUACUCAACCGCGGUUUCAAUUUAUUGUGAUGAAUCGACGAAAUACAGAAAAUCUAGUGGAGAAUCUAUUGGGAGAUUUUGAGUAUGAAGUUCAAGUUCCAUAUUUGUUAUAUCGAAAUGCAUCCCAAGAAGUUAAUGGAAUCUGGUUUUAUAAUGCUCGUGAAUGUGAUGAGGUUGCAAACCUCUUUAGUAGGAUUCUUAAUGCAUACUCAAAAGUUCCUCAAAAGCCAAAAGUAUCUGCAAGCAAAAGUGAGUUUGAGGAACUUGAAGCGGUCCCAAGCCUCUCUAUAAUGGAAGGCCCUCUGGAGCCUACAUCAACCGCCUCUACUGUCACUGAUCCUCCUGAAGAUCCAUCUUUUGAAAACUUCUUCAGUGCGGCUGUGACUAUUGGAAAUAAUGCUCCUAAUGCUGCUAAUAUAAGGCAGCCCUAUCAUUCUUCAGCUCCCAUUCCUUUGUUCGCCCAUGCACCUACUGCUGUUCCCUCUCCUGCACCAACUCCACAAGUACCGUCCCUUACUCUUUCAGCCUCAUCACCUACAGUUGCUCUCCAUGACACACCUGACCCAAUCAGCAGCAGCAAUCGUGUCACUAAUCUUGUGAAACCCUCAUUUUUUGCACCUCCUUCCUCAUCAGCGUUGAUUACACCACCUACUUCUUCAUCUGUACCAACUGCUGCUACACUUCAACCUCCCUUGAAUCUGCAACGCCCAUAUGGAACUCCAAUGCUUCAACCCUUUCCACCACCCACUCCACCUCCAUCUCUUACGCCAGGAGCUGCCCCUAUUUCUAUUGAUAGACCUCUUAUUACCAGAGAGAAAGUUCGUGAUGCACUUCUAAUGCUUGUUCAGGAUGAUCAAUUUAUAGACCAGUUUUAUCAAGCACUGCUGAAAGUGCACUCAUGAGCAGUGUAAAGCACUAUUAGGCUGUGGCGAUGUUACCAAAUACUAAAGUGCUUGUAAGAUCAGUUGUGUACAGCUGUUUUGCCGUUGACAUCGGUAAUAAUGACCGGGUGAGAGUUUCUGUUCUAAGUUUGCCAUUGAUAAGUUGAUUUGGUCAUCUUCUUAUCCCUUCAAAAGGUUGGUCCUCACGGGUUGGGUUUGUGGAAUUUCUGUAACUUUAGGAAUAUAGUUUCUUAUUUAGUUGAUUAGCUUGUUCAGAAUUGUAGUAGUUGUAUCCAAAUCCUCAUGGUAGAAUGUGCAUUGAAAUUGAGAAGUUUGCUUUUACUUCCUCUUUU
This is a messenger RNA of Pistacia vera, 1528 nucleotides long. Its product is annotated as mRNA-decapping enzyme-like protein. NCBI's taxonomy places the organism in Eukaryota, Viridiplantae, Streptophyta, Magnoliopsida, Sapindales, Anacardiaceae. Gene Ontology annotation, cellular component: P-body. Gene Ontology annotation, molecular function: enzyme activator activity; mRNA binding. Bases 93 to 1196 code for a protein of 367 amino acids. The transcript is spliced from 8 exons. The record is from RefSeq and is a predicted model, not a curated record. Gene Ontology annotation, biological process: deadenylation-dependent decapping of nuclear-transcribed mRNA; deadenylation-independent decapping of nuclear-transcribed mRNA; positive regulation of catalytic activity.